GGAUGGUUUAGCAGAAGGCAGCAAUGUGCAGCAGUCACGCAGGUAGGAAGGGGGCUGCUGGCGCAGGAUGCAAGAUGAGAACCAGUCCAAAAGAAAAAUGCAUGGGGCUGUAUAGUGAGGCCGCGGAGUGAAUCCAUUGACUGAUGAAGGAAGACCUGAUGGAGCUGAAGCGUCAGUAACCUGCAAGUGGAGAGACGCUUGGGCGAGCAGCAGGGGGUGAAGGCUGUACCAGAGCAAUAGUCCAGUACCAGUGUGGGCCUGCACUGUUGAAAUGGCCCCUACAAUGCUGAGGACGGAGAGGGGUUAGAAAGGCAAAUGAAGCAACGACACAUUCUGUGUCUCAACAGCGAUUGUGCCCGCCCCCAGUCUCAUCUCUGCAUUGUUCAGUGGAGGUGCAAUUAAAGCGGUAAACAACACACUCAGCUGUGGGGAACUGAAUAAAUCACCGCCUUUCUUGGGAAUGGGCAGCCGCUGGGAAUCUAGAUUUGCUGAUGAACGUGUCCUACCCCGGAGUUCCUGCUCAGUUCAAGAGGAAAUGAACCCUUAGAACUGAAUUCUUGUUUAUUUCUCCUGAAGGACAACCCAUUCAUUUUGAGAAAGGAUCGAGAAUGGCCACAGGAGGUGAGAUGAAUGGCUCUGGGAAUUUACUGGACUUCCUGGGUGAAGCAGUCCCGGAGGUCGGAAUGUACGAGGACUUUCACACAAUCGACUGGCUAAGAGAAAAGUCCCGUGAUACUGAUAGACAUAGAAAGAUCACAAGCCGCAGUAAGGAGUCGCUAUGGGAACGUAUCAAGGGCUUGUUGGAUGCCUGGUCGGGAUGGGUAGUGAUGUUGCUGAUUGGACUCCUGGCAGGGACGUUGGCUGGGGUGAUCGAUCUGGCUGUCGACUGGAUGACAGACCUGAAGGAGGGGGUCUGUUUGGCCGGAUUCUGGUUCAGUCAUGAACAGUGCUGCUGGACAUCCAACGAGACAACCUUUGAGGAUAGGGACAAAUGUCCUCAGUGGAAAUCAUGGUCGGAGCUUUUGGCCGGCCAGCCAGAGGGUGCCAGUGCAUAUAUCCUGAACUACCUUAUAUACGUUCUUUGGGCUUUGAUCUUCGCAUUCCUGGGAGUGUCACUGGUCAAAAUGUUUGCACCCUAUGCAUGCGGCUCUGGAAUUCCUGAGAUCAAGACCAUCCUGAGUGGCUUCAUUAUCAGAGGCUAUCUGGGCAAAUGGACCUUACUGAUUAAAACAGUAACGCUGGUUUUGGCUGUAUCUUCGGGACUAAGCCUGGGGAAGGAAGGGCCUUUGGUUCAUGUAGCGUGUUGCUGUGGCAACCUGUUCUGCUGCUUGUUUUCCAAGUACAGUAAGAAUGAAGGGAAGAGGAGAGAGGUGCUGUCAGCUGCUGCUGCUGCCGGGGUCUCUGUUGCAUUCGGUGCUCCCAUCGGCGGCGUACUAUUCAGUUUGGAAGAGGUCAGUUACUACUUCCCGUUGAAGACCCUGUGGAGGUCAUUCUUUGCAGCUUUGGUGGCUGCUUUCACACUGCGCUCCAUCAACCCGUUUGGGAACAGCCGGCUGGUGCUGUUUUACGUGGAGUACCACACUCCCUGGUACAUGGCCGAGCUGGUGCCCUUCAUCCUGCUGGGGGUAUUCGGCGGCCUGUGGGGAACGCUGUUCAUCCGGGGCAACAUCGCCUGGUGCCGGAAGCGCAAGAACACGAGGCUGGGACGGUAUCCGGUGCUGGAGGUGAUCCUGGUGACCGCCAUCACGGCCAUCUUUGCCUUUCCGAAUCAGUACACCAGGCAGAGUACCAGUGAGCUCAUCUCGGAGCUCUUCAAUGACUGCGGCGCACUCGAAUCCUCACAGCUCUGUGACUACAUCAAUGACCCCAACAUGACUCGGCCGGUGGACGACAUCCCAGACAGGCCGGCCGGGCCUGGGGUCUACGCCGCCAUCUGGCAGCUAGCUCUCGCACUGGUCUUCAAAAUUGUCAUCACCAUAUUUACUUUUGGCAUGAAGAUCCCAUCGGGGCUGUUUAUUCCGAGCAUGGCUGUCGGGGCCAUAGCUGGCAGAAUGGUUGGUAUUGGUGUGGAGCAGAUGGCCUAUCACCACCAUGACUGGUUCAUCUUCAGGAGCUGGUGCAGGCCUGGUGCUGACUGUGUCACCCCAGGCCUCUAUGCUAUGGUCGGUGCUGCCGCAUGCCUUGGUGGAGUCACUCGAAUGACGGUGUCCCUGGUUGUGAUCAUGUUUGAGCUAACCGGUGGAUUGGAGUACAUUGUACCGUUAAUGGCUGCAGCAGUGACCAGCAAGUGGGUGGCAGAUGCCUUUGGGAAAGUGGGCAUCUACGAAGCACACAUCCACUUGAAUGGCUACCCUUUCUUGGAUUCAAAGGAUGAGUUCAGGCACCGGACCCUGGCCACUGACGUGAUGAGGCCCAGGCGGACUGAGCCCCCGCUCUCAGUGCUGACCCAAGGCAGCAUGACCGUGGAGGAUGUGGAGACCCUGAUUAAAGACACAGAUUACAAUGGCUUCCCUGUGGUCGUCACCAAGGAAUCGGAGCGGCUCAUUGGCUUUGUCCAAAGAAGGGAUCUCAUUCCUGCAAUCAAAAAUGCCAGAAAGGUACAAGAUGGAGUGGUCAGCAACUCCAUUGUGUAUUUCACUGAAGAUCCACCACCAUUACUUGGCAACAGCCCAUGCCCGCUCAAACUGCGGAGGAUUCUCAACCUGAGCCCCUUCACGGUAACGGACCACACGCCCAUGGAGACGGUGGUGGACAUAUUCCGUAAACUCGGCCUCCGACAGUGCCUGGUCACUCGCAGCGGACGUCUCCUGGGCAUCUUAACUAAAAAAGAUGUGCUAAGGCACAUGGCCCAAAUGGCCAAUCAGGACCCGGAAUCCAUCAUGUUCAAUUGACCACUCGUGUGCCCACUGUUGCUGCCUUGCCCAAUUCAGUUUUCGAAGCUAAAUGGCAGGACAAACUCUCAGGACAUGGUGGCUUCUCAGUGAAAGGAAUUUUGAUCACAGGAUCCACCAGAACUUCUCGCAAACACAAACUUGUUCAGAAGAGGACUGGACUAAGAGGUGGAGACUGCCUCAUGGCGACUUCACUGAGUUCUUUCAGAUGACUGGAGAAUGAGGAGCUAAAACUGCAGCUGUGUUGUUAAGUCUCAUGUUGUAUCUGAUGUUAAUGGCCAGCUUUGUCCCCGAACUGCGCUCACUAGGGGUACAACAGUAGAGAUUAAUCAAUGUAAUAGCAUGUCGAUAUUGGUCAGUGGUGUAGCAAACACUAGAUAAGAGCAACAAUACGAGGCAAAAAAAGGAAAUAGUCCUUAAAUCUGUUUGGAUUGAUGCUUAAUAUAGAAAAUGUCAGUAUUAAAAAUACUCACACAAUUUCCUCACUUAUCCAUCAAGUUUGAAGAAGUAUGAUGAGUGACAAUAAAUUGUGUUCACGUCAAUGUGUUAUGUAGAAUUCUACAGCCCAUGUGCUAAUGUUUAUAAUCCCCUUGGGCCUCUGCCUAUCCAAUUUCUUUUCAAACUAUGAGCACCUCCUUCUUUUCAUUUCCUCUCAUGCAUUUACCUUCCCCUUAAAUCCAUUGGUGUGAACACACUCUGCUCUAGCCUAAGCAACAACAGUUUAACUCAAUCAAACCAUGGUAUCCCUAUAGUGAAUCUGCAAUGUCCCCCUACUUCAAGGUCAGUAUAACUUUCUUGUGAUGGGCAGUGGGAGGAGGGCUGUGAGGUGCUCUGACCUGGGAACAGUAUUCUAAAGGGGAGCUAACCAGAGCUAUGUAGUUUCCAACCCUUAGUAUCUCAGUCCUCAUGAGCUAAAUGCUAUCAAGUUAUGUUUAGAAACACUUGACAGUUUUGGGAGGGAGGAGCUGCACUAUGCCAAUAGAAUUCCUUCCCGUGCCAAGUUUUAUAAUCCACUGCUUUAGACUCAGAACUCUAUAUGACUAGUGUGCACCUUGAGCAUUUGAUCUGUUGUGAGGCCCCACGUUCGAUAGGAAAGUUUUGCAGAAACACUGUUCCCAUCAUGUAAAGCUCUCCUAUAGUCGCUUUCAAAGGUAAAAUGAAGGCUUUGGAAUUAACACUGGAUGUGUUCAUAAUUUAGUUGCCAUAUGGGGAAAAUUGCUCGUGCCUACUUCAGGAGAUGUCUUGCUUUCAUGACUGUUGCAUUGUGCAACUUGCUUUUUUCAUUUGGACACCAUCAAAAUUGACUAACAAUUAUCCGUGGUUAACCCAAUGUGUCCUGUGAGUUUCACACUGAAGAUACAUGUAUUGAGGAAAUUGAAGCCUCGGUAUUGAACAAUGUCACAAUGACUGCUCACCUGACUUUUCCUACUGUCUUCUGUCUGACUUCCCAGCUGCAAUUCUCAUCCCAAACAAGUUGAAUCACUUCCAGCAGAGCCUUCCUCAUUGCUGUGACACGUCUGCAACCCUACCCCCCUUCGAGAUCCCUACAUCCCUCCAAUUCUUUGUUUUUGCACUCCACUCCACCAGCAAUGGCCAUGCCUUUGGCUGCUCACACCCCGGGUUCUGGAGCUUUCUCGUUUAACCACUGCUCCUCUCUACUUUUCCUGUCCUGUUAAGCCACCCCGUAAACCUACCUCUUUGACAACCCUUCUGGUCAUUGAUCCUGAUAUUGCCUUAGUCGGCUUGAUUUUUUUUUAGUCUGGUAGUGCUCCAACUGCACUAAGCGUGCUAUAUUAAUGCAAGUUGUUGUUGGGAUAGGUUGCAAUCAACAAUGGAACUUGCCAAUUUCAGGUGUAAUUGCAAUGUAAUUGACGGUUUGUGAAGCUGGAAAGCACUGAGUCUUUGAUGCGGUAUUUGGAAGCCCUCUGUCCACAGGGGGAUUCCCAUUUUGUAUUAAAAUGGGAGCUAUGGACUUUAACCAAUGGUUAAGCAGAACCGUUUCUUUUUAAAACCUUUAAGCACUGCAUCAAAUAAGAAUUAUUCUCAGUGUGUCAUCUGCAUUUGGUUCAGGGGAAAGCUGUAAAAUGACACAAUUGUUUGCAUGUUGAAAUGUGUUAAAUUAGUAAUGUUACUCAUGAUGUACUUCACCAGGAAAACUGAGCUGAACUUGCUGAUAGACAGCGAUUUGUGAACUACACUGUAUCGAUGUCAGUGUGUGAAUCCAGGGCAUUGUUCUUUCAAAUUCCAUUCUCCUGUGUCCAAUGAUCUAUUUUAAUAUGGGAUAAAAUUUCCACUGGAGUGUCAGGGAGAAAGGAUUCAGGACAAAUGUGCUGAGUAUUUACACCACAACGAGGUGGAGAUCUUGACAAGGUAACUUCCAAAACUCCAUUCUGGGGAGAGCUCAGAAAAUCAAGGGGUUAGCAAUGGCUCUAACCUGUUAGUAGCUGGCAACUCAAGACUUGAUUUCAACCCCCUUGGCUUUUCAGUACAUUUCAUUGUUAAAAACGUGCCAAGUCAUGCUUCAAAAUGAUUUAUUAACUAACUACGUUUCAGUAACUAGGUUCAACUAGCAUCAAUGGUAUUCUGUUUCAGAGGACAUGUUGGGAUUUUUGAGGAUGUGAACGAUUGAAUAUCAUUCCGUGCUGUUUAACUACCAGUGGAUAUUUUUGUUGCACUUGACAUGUCAAGGCCAGUGGGUUUUCAAAUGUUCCUGUAAACAUAGGGACGACAGAUAAAGCAAAAACGGAGAGUUUUUGAAAGCAUGAUGCCAUUUUGAGGUUAAAGGGAGAUGAAGCAAACCCAAUUGCAUGCCCUCAGAGAUGGCUGAGCCAGCCACUAAAUAUAGAGGCACUUAGGGAUGAGCAACUAUUACUGGUCUCAUCAAUGAUGUCCAUAAUCCAUGAAGAAAGAAAGGAAGGUUGAAGAUUUGUAGCUCGGGUGUCCAUUGUUGUGGUUCUGUUCGCCGAGCUGGAAGUUUUGCAC
This is a messenger RNA of Hemiscyllium ocellatum (epaulette shark), 5873 nucleotides long. Its product is annotated as H(+)/Cl(-) exchange transporter 4. Gene Ontology annotation, biological process: transmembrane transport; chloride transport. The transcript is spliced from 12 exons. The record is from RefSeq and is a predicted model, not a curated record. Gene Ontology annotation, cellular component: Golgi apparatus; membrane; early endosome. NCBI's taxonomy places the organism in Eukaryota, Metazoa, Chordata, Chondrichthyes, Orectolobiformes, Hemiscylliidae. Gene Ontology annotation, molecular function: voltage-gated chloride channel activity. Bases 609 to 2891 code for a protein of 760 amino acids.